This is a messenger RNA of Otolemur garnettii (small-eared galago), 3332 nucleotides long. RefSeq names its product poly(ADP-ribose) polymerase family member 10 (gene PARP10). The record is from RefSeq and is a predicted model, not a curated record. Gene Ontology annotation, molecular function: transcription corepressor activity; NAD+ poly-ADP-ribosyltransferase activity. Gene Ontology annotation, biological process: negative regulation of gene expression. Lineage: Eukaryota; Metazoa; Chordata; Mammalia; Primates; Galagidae. Gene Ontology annotation, cellular component: cytoplasm; nucleus.
CCUGCAGAUCAGGCACACAGAGGGACGGUCAGGCAGAGGAGUCCUGGCUGAGAGUGUGGCCCGAGGCUGCCCAGUGGAGGGGCAGUGGUGUGGUUCUGAUGGAUGAGGAGGCAGGGGCGGCAGUGGAGGUCUGCGGACUGUCCCCCAACGUGCCAGAUGAGCUGCUCAUGCUCUACUUCGAGAACCAGCGACGAUCUGGUGGGGGGCUUGUGUUGAGCUGGCAGAGACUUGGCUGUGGGGGCAUCCUCACCUUUCAAGAGCCUGCAGAUGCCAAGAGGGUCUUGGCCCAGGCAAAGCAUGAGCUACAUGGUGCCCGGCUGAGCCUGCGGCCAGCUCCACCACCUGCUCCUGGACGUCUGCUUCUCCAAGGACUGCCCCCUGGCAUUGCUCCCCUGCUUCUGGAGCAGCAUGUCCAGGCCCUACUGUGCACUGCAGGGCUCCCAGUGCAGCCCUGCUGCGCCUUGGCCAGCCCCCGGCUGGACCGGGCCUUGGUCCAGCUAUCCAGGCCCCUUUCUGAGGCAGAAGUCCAUAUCCUAGAGGAGCAGGCCCAGAAUCUGGACCUGGAGGGGGCCUCAGUGUCGCUGGCCCAGGUGCCCCAGGCCCGAGCUGUGCGUGUGGUGGGGGGCACCCUCCCUGUGGACCUGGUGCUGCUGGAGCUGUACCUGGAGAAUGAGCGCCGCAGUGGUGGGGGACCUCUGGAAGGCCUGCGCACCCUACCUAGGCAUCUAGGCAUUGUCGUCAACUUCCAGCAGUGGCAGGUGGCUGAAAGAGUGCUGCAGCAGGAUCACAGGCUGCAGGGCUCAGAGCUGAUCCUUGUUCCCCAUUAUGACAUACUGGAGCCUGAGGAGCUUGCUGAGGACACCAGUGGAGGCGACCAUCUGUCUAAGUCAGGGUCUGAGGCCACUAAGCAUGAGAAUGCUCUCCUGAAGGCUGGAGGGCUGACAGGGACACUGAAGCAUACAGUGACUCUGACAGUGGGCUCUAGGGAGACACCAGGGCAAGUAGGGGCCUCUCUAAGGACUGGUCCAAUGGGAUCUGUGGUACAGGCCAGGCCAGUCAGCUUGGGAACUGUGGAGUCUCUGGAGCAGGAAGGGCCCACGAACCUGGCGACUGUGGGGUCUUCAGAGCAGACUGGGCUGGUGAGCCUAGAUCCCACGGAGUCUCCUUCCCUGGGGGAGAUCUCUGUGGGGAUGCUGGGACAGGAAGCCCUGGUGGAAAUUGCCAUGGGCUUACCAGGGCAGGAGGGGCUGGUGGGUCCAGUGGAGAUUGCUUCGGGGUCUGUGGAGGAGGCAGGGCCAAUGAGCCCACAGCAUAUGGGGCUGCCAGAGCAGGAGGGCAUGGUAGAAACAGUGCUGUCGAUGGAGCCUGGGGCGAUGCGGUUCCUGCAGCUCUAUCAUGAGGACCUUCUUGCUGGCCUGGGUGAUGUUGCUCUCUUCCCACUUGAAGGAACAGACGUGACUGGAUUUCGGCUCUGUGGAGCCCUGGCUCCAUGCCAAGCAGCUGAAGAGUUCCUGCAGAGUCUGCUGGGCAGCCUUAGUUGUCAUGUGCUGAGACUGAAGCACCCAGGCAGUGCCAGGUUUCUGCUGGGCCCAGAGGGACAGCACCUUCUUCAAGGGUUGGAGGCUCAGUUCCAAUGUGUCUUUGGGACAGAGCGUCUGGCCAGGGCCACCCUGGACACAGACUCUGAAGAGGUGGACCCCACUGAAGACCUUCUAGUCCUCUCUGGCCGCACUCACACCCAGUGGCCCCCAGAUAGUAUAGGCAGUGACCAGAAGAACGUGAGCCUGGAGGAAGUCCAAGAGCGGCUAGCCACCCUGGAGGGUCUGGAUGGGGAGGACUGGCUGCCUCCAGAGCUGGAAGAAGAGGUGCCUGAGGAGCAGCCAAAAGAGGAAGUGACUCCAGGACACAAGGAAGGGGAUCCUGUGGCCCCUAGUACUGGGGCACCUAGGCAGCUGGAGGAGGAGGCUGCGUUGCAGCUGGCCCUCCACCUGUCACUGGAGCCUCAAGACCAGGUGGCUGAGCAAGAGGAGGCUUCCGCCAUACAGCAAGCCCUGGCUCUCUCCCUGCUGGAUGAACCAGUAUCAGAGGCACCACUAUCAGAGGCAGAAGAGCCCCUAGGUGGGGCAACUGAUGGCAGGGCCCAGCUGGUGGUCCACACAGCCUUUGAGCAGGACAUAGAUGAGCUGAACCAGGCACUAGAGACUGCAUUGGAGGAACAUCUCCAUGAGGAGACAGUGAGUCUUCAGGGCCAUAUGCUGUCUGCAGAGCUGUGUGCUCGCCUUGAGCGGUGCCAUGGUGUGAGCAUUGCACUGCUCGAGGACUGCACCAUCCUCCGUGGCUUUGGAGCCCAACCCACCCGCGCAGCCCGCCAUUUAGCUAUACUUCUGGCAGGACCCUGGGAUCAUAAUUUGGCCUUUCCCUUGGCAGCUUCAGGCCCCACCUGGCCAGAGCAGGGCCUGAAGGAGCCCUCAAGUAGGCUGGAGCAAGUGGCAGAAGGCACUAGGGAGUUCCAGGAAGUGGUGCAGGCCUUCUACGACACCCUGGAUGCUGCUCACAGCAAGAUCUGCAUCAUCCGGGUGGAGCGUGUGUCGCACCGGCUGCUGCAGCGGCAGUACGAGCUGCACCGGGAGCGCCUGCUGCAGCGCUGUGCCCGGCGCCCGGUGGAGCAGGUCCUGUACCACGGCACGACGGUGGCCGCGGUGCCCGACAUCUGCGCACACGGCUUCAACCGCAGCUUCUGUGGCCGCAACGGCACGCUCUACGGGCAGGGUGUUUACUUCGCGAAGCGCGCCUCCUUGUCGGUGCAGGACCGAUACUCGCCACCCAACGCCGAAGGCCACAAGGCGGUGUUUGUGGCACGGGUGCUGACCGGCGACUACGCGCAGGGCCGCCGCGGUCUGAGGGCGCCCCCGCUGGGCCCUCCGGCCACGCCCUACUUCGCUACGACAGCGCGGUGGACUGCCUUGGCCAGCCCAGCAUCUUCGUCAUCUUUCACGACACCCAGGCGCUGCCCACCCACCUCAUCACCUGCGAGAACACGCCCCGGGCUUCCCCAGAGGACUCCUUGGGCCCCUUGGGCCACUCCCCAGCCACCUGACCGAAGAGGCCGCCCUCUGGUGUCCUCCUUCCUGGGAGGACGACCCUGCCUCCUGCUGCGCAGGUUGGGGGGGGUGGUGGUGGUGAAGGACCAGGCAGUGGCAACGAACAAGGAGGGCCGGGGCGGUCCCUGCCUGGUUGACCCAACCACCAGGGGUCAGCAGAGCCCAAGACCCGGCCACCACCGCCCGUCUCGGAGUGCGGCUCUGUUGUUUGAAUAAACGUAGGUGAAGUCA